Molecule: messenger RNA, 390 nt
Organism: Vitis riparia (riverbank grape)
Lineage: Eukaryota; Viridiplantae; Streptophyta; Magnoliopsida; Vitales; Vitaceae
Product: auxin-binding protein ABP19a-like
Exons: 1
Coding region: 1-390 (129 amino acids)
Cellular component (GO): cell wall
Molecular function (GO): manganese ion binding
Source: RefSeq, a predicted model, not a curated record
AUGGCCUUGGCGUCUCCGUGGCACGAGCAGACAGCCCCUGGCGGUGUGCUUCCACUGCACACUCACCCCGGCGCUACAGAGAUAAUUCUUGUAGCCAGGGGCGCUGUCACUGCUAGUUUAAUUUCUUCGGAUAAUACCGUCUACGUGAAGACAGUCGAAGAGGGGGAUAUCAUGGUUUUCCCUCAAGGGUUGCUGCGUUUCCUGGUGAAUACUGGUGGGACAGAGGCACUUAUUUGGGUUAGCUUCGGUAGCCCGAGCCCUGGCCUCCAAGUCCUUAACACUGCGCUGUUUGGCAAUAACUUGGAUUCUGACUUGCUAGAGAAGAUCACUCUUCUUGGUGAUGAUGAAGUGCAGAGACUCAAGGGUAUUCUUGGUGAAUACUGCAUUUGA